Molecule: messenger RNA, 1122 nt
Organism: Vicia villosa (hairy vetch)
Lineage: Eukaryota; Viridiplantae; Streptophyta; Magnoliopsida; Fabales; Fabaceae
Exons: 1
Coding region: 1-1122 (373 amino acids)
Source: RefSeq, a predicted model, not a curated record
AUGGCUCUCUUGAACAAUUGGAGGUGGAGGAUAGCGCAAGGGCAUAAGUCUUUAUGGUUAGAGGUGUUAAAGGCUCGUUACGGUGAUUUGUGUAUGCAAUCUUUUUGUGAUGGAGAUUCUUUCAAACGUGCUUCUUCUUCUCUUUGGUGGAGAGAUAUUUUAAAGGUUAGUGUUGUUUCUUCUAAUCCGUUGCAUAUUGACCCCAUUGUAGCGAAUUGUAAGUUCAGGGUGGGAAAUGGUUUUAAUACUCCUUUUUGGGAAUCUUGUUGGUGGAAUAAUUGUUUUUUAAGGGAGGUUUUUCUGGAACUUUUUUUGGCUUCUUCUUUAAAAAAGGUGUCGGUUGCGGUUAUGGGAGGGUGGAUUGAUGGGAUUUGGAAGUGGGGAGAUCUUGGCAUUUCGGUUGUUGGUAGGGAUGCGGUUUUUUUACAUUCCCUUUCGGUGUUGAAGGAUCUUUUGGAUAAUUUCGGUAGCUUGAAUGAUUCGAAGGAUGAGGUGGAAUGGUUGUUGGACUUGAAUAGCGGAUAUACGGUUUCCUCUUGUUAUUGUUUUUAUGCUUCUAGGCGUAUUCUUUACGGUCCUCCGGUUAAGUAUGAAGAGGCUUUCAAUUUGAUUUGGAAAGCGGAUGUUCCCUUUAAGAUAAAGGCAUUUGGUUGGAGGCUUUUUUUGAAUAGGUUACCAACUAAAAAUUUAUUGGUGUAUAGAGGUAUUAAUCUAAAUCAUGACAAUUUAAUGUGUGUUUUUUGUAAUUCUCAUGUCGAAGAGGCGGAUCAUUUGUUUUCUAAAUGUUUUGUGAUUAAAUUGGUGUGGAAAGAAAUGGCUUCGUGGGUGGGCUUUUCGGGUUGGUCGGAGGAAGAAUGUAUCCCGUUUUUUGUGGAAUGGCAUUCGUUGAGCCGUGGUAAAAAGAUUAAAAGCGGCAAAUUGGGGGUGUUUUGGUUAGCCACAACUUGGAUCAUAUGGUUGACUAGGAAUGCUUUUUGUUUUAGGAAUGAAGUGUGGAACAUAAAUAAUAUGGUUUGGAGCAUCAAGUUUUUGGCUUGGAGGUGGGCUUCUUUUGGCAAUAUUAUCUAUUCCAAUUGUUGUUUUUACGACUUUUUCAAAGACCCAUGGUCUUCUUUGUCGUAA